Sclerotinia borealis F-4128 is the source of this 654-nucleotide messenger RNA. Lineage: Eukaryota; Fungi; Ascomycota; Leotiomycetes; Helotiales; Sclerotiniaceae. The record is from the annotation of a GenBank genome assembly.
AUGGAUAUGAACACUCUCAACAUAUCAGCAACGGUGAAUCUAUUCCGUCUUCUUGCAAGACCGACGCUGGUUUUACCUCAAGCAACGGUUUCCACUUUUAACCACCUACCGAUACCUCUCAACUCAGCCUUUGGGAGAUAUAAAAAUGUUGAUAUUAGGGCUGUAGUGUUGGACAAAGAUAAUUGUUUCGCAUAUCCUAAGUCCAAUGAUAUACACGAGCCUUACAAUGACAAUUUCAAAAGGCUUCGGGAAGCUUAUCCAGGCCGGCGGCUUCUGAUCGUUUCUAAUACAGCCGGUGCUAAAUCCUUAGAUCGUUCUGGUAAGCUUGCUGCUGAAGUUGAGAAGUCUACAGGCGUUACAGUCUUACCUCACGCUUCUAAGAAGCCCGGCUGCGGUCCUGAUAUCAUGGAAUACUUCUCAAAAUAUCCCGAGACCGGAGUCACAAGACCCGAUCAAAUAGCAGUUGUCGGUGAUAGACUGACCACUGAUGUCAUGAUGGCAAAUCUGAUGGGCAGUUAUUCCGUAUGGAUCAAAGACGGAGUUGUCCCGGCGGAUGAAACGAGUGUGUUUGCAAGGUUAGAGCAAAAGUUCGCUGGAUUUCUGGUUCGACGCGGUUACGAGGCGCCAGAACUAGCAAGUCUGUACGAGAAGUAG